AUGAGACCCCGCGGCACUACGCGCCACAGGGCGACGCGCUCGUCGCAGUCGCGGCCGCGCGACGGCCGGUACAGUGGGCCGUCCGAUCUCGAGCUGCAGGAGAUGUUUCUGCCCGCGGGGUACCCCGACAGCGUCAGCGACGACUACGUGCGCUUCCAGCUCUGGGACACGACGCAGGCCAUGUGCAGCUACUUGCGCGGGGUCUUAGCGACCCAAUCGGUGCUCCAGAGCGUCGGCGUGGGCGACGACAGCGCGACGCCAUUGGCCGCCGCGCUGCGGUGGGUGCUGCGCGACGGCUCGGGCAUGAUCGGCGGCCUGACGUUCGCCUACUUUGUCGGGCCCAAGUUUGACCUCAACGUCAAGCGCUGGCGGCUCUUUGCCGACGUGGCCAACGACGCGGGGCUCACGCUCGACAUGAUUGCGCCGCUGAUUCCCGGCCUAGUGACUGAAGUGCUCUGUCUCUCGAGCAUCUGCAAGACCAUGUGCGGCGUGGCGUCCGGCGCCACGGGUCGUCGCUCAUGA
Hyaloperonospora brassicae is the source of this 522-nucleotide messenger RNA. Lineage: Eukaryota; Oomycota; Peronosporomycetes; Peronosporales; Peronosporaceae. The record is from the annotation of a GenBank genome assembly.